Messenger RNA from Populus trichocarpa (black cottonwood), 4795 nucleotides. RefSeq names its product ABC transporter G family member 32. Bases 263 to 4525 code for a protein of 1420 amino acids. Lineage: Eukaryota; Viridiplantae; Streptophyta; Magnoliopsida; Malpighiales; Salicaceae. The record is from RefSeq and is a predicted model, not a curated record. The transcript has 24 exons. Gene Ontology annotation, molecular function: ATP binding; ABC-type transporter activity; ATP hydrolysis activity. Gene Ontology annotation, cellular component: membrane.
UUAACGUACACACAAGAAGCGACUCUCACUGGAGAUGAGGAAGGGAGAGAGAGCAAGCCAUUAAUGCGAAGCUCAACUACCAAUCUUGUGCACUACAAGUAGUUCACAUUGACACACACACUCUUACACAAUAAGCACAGCUCACUUUGUCUCUCUCUCUCUCUCUCUCUCUCUAAAUGAGUAAUGUAGGGUUCUGUUUGUUUGUUUGGAUUGGUUUGUUUUAGAUCUAGAAGCGAUCUGAUUUUUUGUUAUUAUAAGUGAAAUGUGGAAUUCGGCUGAAAAUGCGUUUACGAGAACGGCGUCGUUUAGGGAGGGGGGAGAGGACGAGGAGGCGCUUCGAUGGGCGGCGCUCGAGCGCCUGCCUACUUAUGCUCGAGUACGGAGAGGCAUUUUCAAGAAUGUUGUUGGUGAUCAUAAAGAGAUGGAUCUAAGUGAGCUCGGGGCACAAGAGCAGAAGCUCGUGCUUGAGCGCUUGGUUAGCUCUGUCGAUGAAGACCCUGAGCGAUUCUUUGACAGGAUGCGAAAGCGACUUGAUGCAGUACGUUUGGAAUUUCCAAAGAUUGAGGUUCGUGUUCAGAAUGUGACUGUCGAAUCUUUUGUCCAUGUGGGAAGUAGGGCCCUCCCAACCAUCCCCAACUUUGUUUUCAACAUGACCGAGGCGCUUUUAAGGCAAUUGCGGAUAUAUAGAGGAAACAGAAGCAAGCUAACCAUUUUGGAUGAUGUUAGUGGGAUUAUAAGGCCUUCUAGAUUGACCCUCCUAUUGGGGCCUCCAAGCUCUGGAAAGACAACACUACUCUUAGCUCUUGCUGGACGUCUUGGAAAUGAUUUGCAGAUGUCUGGGAAAAUUACUUAUAAUGGACACAGUCUAAAUGAGUUUGUUGCUCCGAGGACUUCGGCAUAUGUCAGUCAGCAUGAUUGGCAUGUGGCUGAGAUGACUGUAAAAGAAACUCUAGAGUUUGCAGGAUGCUGCCAAGGUGUUGGUUCCAAAUAUGAUAUGCUUUUGGAGCUUGCAAGAAGAGAGAAGUUCGCAGGGAUAAAGCCUGAUGAAGAUCUUGAUAUAUUUAUGAAGUCAUUAGCUUUGGGGGGACAGGAGACUAACCUGGUGGUGGAGUACAUAAUGAAGAUUUUAGGUUUGGACAUAUGUGCUGACACAUUGGUUGGUGAUGAAAUGCUUAAAGGGAUCUCGGGGGGGCAGAAGAAGCGACUUACAACAGGUGAAUUACUAGUUGGUCCGGCUAGAGUGCUGUUCAUGGAUGAAAUAUCCAACGGGCUCGAUAGUUCUACUACAUAUCAAAUCAUCAAAUAUUUAAGGCAUUCAACCCGUGCACUUGAUGGUACCACUGUCAUUUCUUUGCUGCAACCUGCACCCGAGACAUACGAACUAUUUGAUGAUGUUAUGCUCUUAUGUGAGGGCCAGAUUGUUUACCAGGGACCCCGUGAUGCAGCUCUAGAUUUCUUUUCAUCUAUGGGAUUUAGCUGCCCUGAGAGAAAGAACGUGGCAGACUUCUUGCAAGAAGUUAUUUCAAAGAAGGACCAAGAGCAGUACUGGUCUGUUCCCAAUCGCCCUUAUCGGUACAUACCUCCGAGGAAGUUUGUUGAAGCUUUUCACUCAUUUCUUGUUGGUCGAAGUUUGUCUGAGGAACUGGCAGUUCCUUUUGACAAACGUUACAAUCAUCCAGCAGCUUUGUCAACUUCUAAGUUCGGUGUAAAACAGAGUGAGCUUUUCAGGAUCUGCUUUAACUGGCAGAAGCUUCUAAUGAAACGGAAUUCAUUUAUAUAUGUAUUCAAAUUUAUUCAGCUUCUUCUUGUUGCAUUGAUCACAAUGAGCGUUUUUUUCCGCUCAACCAUGCAUCGUGACACGAUUUAUGAUGGAGGUUUAUUUGUUGGGUCCAUAUACUUCUCCAUGGUCAUUAUUCUUUUUAAUGGCUUUACGGAGGUUUCAAUGCUGGUAGCCAAGCUUCCAGUGCUCUACAAGCAUAGGGAUUUGCGCUUCUACCCCAGCUGGGCAUACACACUUCCUUCUUGGGUCUUAAGUAUUCCAAUUUCACUCAUGGAAUCUGGUCUCUGGGUGGCAGUCACAUACUAUGUGAUUGGAUAUGAUCCUAAUAUUACCAGAUUUUUUCGGCAGUUUUUGUUGUAUUUCUUUCUGCACCAAAUGUCUAUAGCUCUCUUUCGUGUAAUUGGAUCCUUGGGCCGUCAUAUGAUAGUUGCCAACACCUUUGGAUCUUUUGCUAUGUUGGUUGUAAUGGCUCUUGGAGGAUACAUCAUUUCGAGAGAUUAUAUCCCAAGCUGGUGGAUAUGGGGUUUCUGGGUUUCUCCUUUGAUGUAUGCUCAAAAUGCAGCAUCAGUGAAUGAAUUCCUUGGGCAUUCUUGGGAUAAGAGAGCUGGGAACAACACAGACUUUUCAUUAGGUGAGGCACUACUGAGAGCACGCAGUUUAUUUCCAGAAAGCUACUGGUAUUGGAUUGGAAUUGCUGCUCUGCUUGGAUAUACAGUUCUAUUCAAUCUUCUGUUCACAUUCUUCCUAGCAUACCUUAAUCCUUUGGGGAAGCAUCAAGCUGUGGUUUCCAAGGAGGAGCUGCAAGAGAGAGACAAGAGAAGGAAAGGAGAAAAUGUUGUUAUUGAACUGAGGGAGUACUUGCAGCAUUCUGGCUCACUGAAUGGAAAAUAUUUCAAGCCGAGAGGCAUGGUUCUACCAUUUCAGCCUCUUUCCAUGUCUUUCAGCAAUAUCAAUUACUUUGUGGACGUCCCUGUGGAGCUGAAGCAACAAGGGAUAGUAGAAGACAGAUUGCAGUUGUUGGUUAAUGUUACUGGAGCAUUUAGGCCUGGUGUGCUUACAGCACUGGUUGGAGUCAGUGGUGCUGGAAAAACCACCCUCAUGGAUGUUUUAGCUGGUAGAAAAACUGGAGGGAUCAUAGAAGGGAACAUACAUAUAUCUGGUUAUCCCAAAAAGCAAGAGACGUUUGCAAGAGUUUCUGGUUACUGUGAGCAAAAUGAUAUUCAUUCUCCAUGUUUAACUGUUCUUGAAUCGCUUCUUUUCUCGGCCUGGCUUCGGUUACCAACAGUAGUUAACAUGGAUACACAGCAGGCAUUUGUUGAGGAGGUUAUGGAACUUGUGGAGCUUACUCCAUUAAGUGGAGCACUGGUUGGUCUACCUGGAGUCAAUGGUUUAUCAACAGAACAACGGAAAAGGUUAACAAUUGCUGUUGAAUUGGUUGCUAACCCAUCCAUAGUGUUCAUGGAUGAGCCCACCUCAGGGUUGGAUGCAAGAGCUGCAGCCAUUGUGAUGAGAACUGUGAGGAAUAUAGUAAACACUGGACGGACAAUUGUUUGCACAAUCCAUCAGCCAAGCAUAGACAUUUUUGAAUCCUUUGAUGAGCUUUUGUUUAUGAAGCGUGGAGGAGAGCUAAUAUAUGCUGGUCCUCUUGGCCCAAGGUCUUGUGAGCUCAUCAAGUAUUUUGAGGCAGUUGAAGGAGUGCCAAAGAUUAGACAUGGAUAUAACCCUGCUGCCUGGAUGCUUGAGGUUACUUCUUCAGCGGAAGAAACCCGUCUAGGUGUGGACUUUGCUGAAAUUUACCGAAGAUCAAAUCUACAUCAACGUAAUAGGGAGUUGGUUGAAAAUUUAAGCAAGCCAAACAGUAGUGCGAAAGACUUGAACUUUCCAACCAAGUACUGUCAGUCAUUUUUUGACCAGUUAUUAGCCUGCCUUUGGAAGCAAAAUCUAUCUUACUGGCGAAACCCACAAUACACUGCAGUCCGCUUCUUCUAUACUGUGAUCAUUUCAUUAAUGCUUGGGACAAUAUGUUGGAGAUUUGGUUCCAAAAGGGAGAAUGUGCAAGAAUUAUUCAAUGCAAUGGGAUCCAUGUAUGCGGCUGUCCUAUUUAUUGGAAUAACCAAUGCAUCUGCUGUUCAACCUGUUGUUUCUGUUGAAAGAUUUGUUUCAUAUCGAGAGAGAGCUGCAGGGAUGUACUCAGCUCUACCGUUCGCCUUUGCGCAGGUUGUUAUUGAAUUCCCUUACGUGUUUGGACAAACAAUUAUAUACUGCACAAUUUUCUACUCCAUGGCAUCAUUUGACUGGACUGCUUUGAAGUUUAUUUGGUACUCUUUCUUCAUGUAUUUUACCAUGCUAUACUUCACCUUUUAUGGAAUGAUGACGACAGCACUCACACCAAAUCACAACGUGGCUUCCAUCAUUGCUGCUCCAUUUUAUAUGCUUUGGAACCUUUUCAGUGGCUUUAUGAUUCCUCACAAGAGAAUUCCCAUAUGGUGGAGCUGGUACUACUGGGCAAACCCAAUAGCCUGGACUCUUUACGGUCUCUUGAUUUCCCAGUAUGGCAAUGAUAAUAAACUAAUGAAGCUCUCCGAAGGGGAUCGCUUGUUGCCUGUGAAGCAAGUUCUUCAGGAAGUGUUUGGAUACAGGCAUGAUUUCUUAGGUGUCGCUGGUCUUAUGGUGGUUGGAUUCUGCGUGCUUUUUGGAGUGAUUUUCGCUUUUGCAAUAAAAGCCUUCAAUUUCCAAAGGAGAUAACAAGGUGACUAUGUUCGCAAGUGAUAAAAAUCUUGCACCUAAUUGUUCAUGCAGCGUGCCAAAGCUAAAAGAAGAACACGCUAAACUUGGGCGGGGGAAGUAGAGUGUUGCCAAGACGACUGGAUUUAAAUAAAACAGUAAAAGCAAAACCCUAAAUUCAAAUCCAACGUUACAAAUAGGAAUAUCCGUAUAUGUUGAUGCCGACAUUAUAGCAGCCCCCUCAGAUUUUUAUAUGAAUAUGACUUUAAUGGAAUGAUUUAUUUGUUUUAA